Molecule: messenger RNA, 1281 nt
Organism: Malassezia japonica
Lineage: Eukaryota; Fungi; Basidiomycota; Malasseziomycetes; Malasseziales; Malasseziaceae
Exons: 3
Coding region: 1-1281 (426 amino acids)
Molecular function (GO): coenzyme A diphosphatase activity
Source: RefSeq, a predicted model, not a curated record
AUGUCGCAGAGCCUACUGGCGCACCUGCAGCAUGCGCUGAUCCGCAUUGCGACGAUCUCCCCCCGCGUGCUUGCGAGUCCUCCGACGCAGCCGAGGCGCGCGAGUGUGGCGCUCAUUGUGCGCAUUCGUCCCGCUGCCGAGGACGAGUCGUGGCUCCAGUCGAAAUGGCGGCAUGGCGAGGUGAAGGAGGAGGAUGCGCACUACUUCCCCUCGAUGACACAACAAGACGCAAACGGCACGUUGAGUACCGAGGCGCGUCUGCGGCAGUUCUUCUCCCUACCGUGGGUGCAGCGCGGCACGGCCGAGCUGUUGUUCAUCAAGCGCGCUGCGCGCGAGAACGACCAGUGGUCGUCGCACGUCGCGUUCCCUGGUGGCCGUCGUGACGAGGAGGAUGAAAGUGGCCUGUACACGGCGAUGCGCGAAACCUGGGAGGAAGUCGGGAUCGACCUUGCCGAGAAAGAAUUCCUGCAGGUCGGUCACCUCGAGGACCGCGAAAUUACGAGCAGCCUCGGAAAGCGCCUCUUGAUGAUUUUGAGCCCGUAUGUUUUCCUGCAGCUUUCGCCCUUCUCGCAACCGCCCCACCUGCAGCCGAGCGAAGUCGAGUCGGCGCAGUGGGUCCCGCUCAACCUGCUCUUUACGCCCAAGCCCAAGUGGGGCACCAUCCACAUCGACUUUGCGCGCCAUGCGCCGAGGAGCUCUGCAGUGCGCGGCAUGCUGCGCCUGCUCAUCGGCAAGAUGUCGUUCCGGUGCAUUGAGCUCCCCAACCGCCCGACCGCCCUCGCGGAGAUCAACGAGAACGACCCGUCGGUGUCGACUGCGGGCCUGAUGCCUAAGGCGGACCUUCCCGAUGCAAAGAGCGAGGACGACGACGGCGUCACGCGGCAGCUCACCGACUCGGAGCAGGACUACAUGGAGCAGUGCACGCCGCACCUGCAGCUGUGGGGCCUCACGCUCGGCAUGACGCUCGACUUUCUCGCGCACAUGUCGACGCACAAUAUGCACCUGCUCCCCCGCGACGCGCGCUCCAAGACGAUUGUCGAGCGCGUCAUGGCCUACACGCCCUCGAGCUGGUUGCUUGGCGCGCCCGACGGGGGCGUGCCCGUGCGCAAGGCGCCGAGCGUCGUCGAGGUGUUCCCGCGCUUCAGCUACCCCGAUGUCAACUUCUGGAUCUGGGUGUUUGGGUGGCGCUACCGCGUCAUCCAGCGCGGCUGGGAGCGGAGUAUCGGCACCGAGAUGGAGCGCCGCGCGCACUGGUCGGGCCUUGCGCUCGCCGCAUUCUAG